This is a messenger RNA of Callorhinchus milii (elephant shark), 6870 nucleotides long. RefSeq names its product Rap guanine nucleotide exchange factor 2b (gene rapgef2b). The transcript has 31 exons. The record is from RefSeq and is a predicted model, not a curated record. Gene Ontology annotation, biological process: small GTPase-mediated signal transduction; positive regulation of ERK1 and ERK2 cascade. Bases 103 to 5220 code for a protein of 1705 amino acids. Gene Ontology annotation, molecular function: guanyl-nucleotide exchange factor activity; protein binding. NCBI's taxonomy places the organism in Eukaryota, Metazoa, Chordata, Chondrichthyes, Chimaeriformes, Callorhinchidae.
CCGCGCCGCGCCCGGGGCUGAGGGUUGGAGAAGAGUCGAGAGGAGGAGGAGGAGGAGGGCCGAGGCCCUCUCCGGACAAGGAGAGGCCGGGGACCGGCGACCAUGGCGUCCUACGUGGACAACAGCUUCAGGCAGGCGGUCAUGAAGAACCCGACCGAAAGGACGCAACAGGAUUUGGAAAUCGUUUAUUCUUAUCUUCAUGGAAUGGAAGCACUUUCUAACCUGAGGGAACACCAGUUCAGGUUAAUGUGCAAAACCGUGAGAUAUGAAAGACAUGAAGCAAAUGAAGUCCUGUACUACCCUGAUGACAUUGGUACCUGCUGGUAUAUACUACUGUCUGGAUCCGUGUUCAUUAAAGAGUCCAUGUUUCUACCAAGAAGCAGUUUUGGCAAGCGGUCUGCAGGGAGCCUGAGGCGUGGCUGUGAAUGUAUUGUACUGGAGCCUUCAGAAAUGAUUGUGGUGGACUACAUGGAUGAAAAUGAGGAAUAUUUUCAGCGGCAAGCUUCUCACAGACAGUCUCGCAGAAGAUUUAAAAAAAUUAACCAGAAAGGAGAGCGCCAAACAAUCAUUGACACUGUGGAUCCCUACCCAGUCGGAAAGCCACCAUUACCCAGAGGAUACCACACGCUUCCUGCAGACUUUACAAAAUUGCAUCUCGCAGAUACCCUCCACCCUCAGGUGGCCAACGUUUCCUCUAGUCACUCAGGAUGUAGUAUCACCAGUGAUUCUGGUAGCAGCAGCUUAUCUGAUCUUUACCAGGCCACAGAGAGUGAACCUGGGGACAUGGACCUAAGUGGCUUGCCAGAGACUGCAGUAGACUCUGAAGAUGAUGAUGACGAAGAGGAUAUUGAGAGAGCAUCAGAUCCAUUGAUGAGUAGGGAUAUUGUCCGAGACUGCCUGGAGAAAGAUCCCAUCGAUAGAACAGACGAUGAUAUUGAGCAAUUAUUGGAAUUCAUGCAUCAGCUCCCAGCUUUUGCUAACAUGACAAUGUCAGUCCGAAGAGAGCUUUGUGCUGUGAUGGUGUUUGCAGUGGUGGAGCGAGCAGGCACCAUAGUACUCAAUGAUGGUGAAGAGUUGGAUUCCUGGUCAGUGAUUUUAAAUGGUUCAGUUGAGGUUACUUACCCUGAUGGAAGGCUGGAAAUACUAUGCAUGGGAAACAGCUUUGGUGUCUCACCUACCCUUGACAAAGAAUACAUGAAGGGUGUGAUGAAAACCAAAGCUGAUGACUGUCAGUUUGUGUGCAUAGCUCAGCAGGACUACUGCCGAAUCCUAAAUCAGGUGGAGAAGAAUAUGCAGAAAGUUGAGGAGGAGGGAGAGAUAGUGAUGGUAAAGGAGCAUAGAGAGUUGGAUCGCACUGGAACUCGUAAAGGACACAUAGUUAUCAAGGGAACACCUGAACGGUUAACCAUGCACCUGGUGGAAGAGCACUCUGUGGUGGACCCCACAUACAUAGAAGAUUUUCUUUUAACCUUCCGAACCUUCUUAUCAAGUCCAAUGGAAGUUGGGAAAAAGCUGUUAGAGUGGUUCAAUGAUCCUAGUCUCAGGGACAAGGUUACACGGGUAGUAUUGUUGUGGGUAAACAAUCACUUCAAUGACUUUGAAGGAGAUUCUGCAAUGACGAAUUUUCUAGAAGAAUUUGAAAAUAAUUUGGAGCGAGAAAAAAUGGGUGGCCACCUCAGACUGUUAAACAUCGCCUGUGCAGCCAAGGCCAAGCGGAGACUUGUAACUCUAAUGAAGCCAUCACGUGAAGCCCCUUUGCCAUUUAUUCUGCUUGGAGGCAGUGAAAAAGGAUUUGGGAUUUUCAUGGACAGUGUGGAGCCUGGUAGCAAAGCUGUCGAAGCUGGAUUGAAACGCGGUGAUCAGAUAAUGGAAGUUAACGGACAGAAUUUUGAGAAUAUUCAGCUAUCAAAAGCCUUGGAAAUUCUUAGGAACAAUACUCAUUUGUCUAUCACUGUGAAAACAAACUUAUUUGUAUUUAAAGAGCUUCUGGUCAGAUUAACAGAAGAGAAGAGGAACGGCUCUCCUCACCUACCAAAAAUUGGUGACAAGAAAGGAAGUCGUUACUCCAUCCCAGAUCUUGCUGUGGAUGUUGAACAUGUAAUGGGAUUAGAUAAAGCAAACAAGAAAGCAAAAGCUAACACUGUGGCAGGACGCAACAAACUGAAGAAAAUACUGGACAAGACUCGAAUCAGCAUCCUUCCACAAAAACCAUAUAAUGAUAUUGGGAUUGGCCAGUCUCAGGAUGAUAGCAUAGUAGGGUUAAAGAAGUCCGGACAAAUUGCACCUGCAUUGCCGGUAAGCGGCACCUUAUCCUCCAGCAAUCCUGAUCUGCUACAGUCCCAUCAACGCAUUCUUGAUUUUAACACCACUCCAGGUGCAAGCGUUUAUAAUUUGCCAGAUCAGGUUUUACGAGUUUUCAAGGCAGACCAACAAAGUCGCUACAUAAUGAUCAGCAGAGAUACCACCGCAAAGGAAGUAGUAAUUCAGGCGCUUCGAGAAUUUGCAGUGACUGCUUCUUCGGAAUCCUACUCCCUGUGUGAAGUUUCAGUCACUCCUGAAGGUGUCAUCAAACAGAAGCGGCUCCCAGAUCAGCUAUCAAAGCUCGCAGACCGAAUUCAGCUUAGUGGCAGAUACUACCUGAAGAAUAACAUGGAGACAGAGACACUGUGCUCAGAUGAAGAUGCUCAGGAAUUACUCCGGGAAAGUCAAAUCUCCCUACUUCAGCUUAGCACAAUUGAAGUUGCUACCCAACUCUCUAUGAGAAACUUUGAACUGUUUCGUAACAUUGAACCCACAGAGUACAUAGAUGAUCUGUUCAAGCUGAAAUUAAAAACCGAAUGCGUCAGUCUGAAGAAAUUUGAGAACAUUAUCAACCAGGAAACAUUUUGGGUUGCAACCGAGAUUAUCAGAGAGCCAAACCAAAUGAAAAGAAUGAAGAUAAUUAAACACUUUAUCAAGAUAGCGCUACACUGUAGAGAGUGCAAAAACUUUAAUUCCAUGUUUGCAAUUAUCAGUGGUCUAAAUCUUGCCCCAGUGUCACGACUACGAGGUACUUGGGAAAAGCUUCCAAGCAAAUAUGAGAAGUUAUUUCAGGAUCUUCAGGAUCUCUUUGAUCCCUCCAGAAACAUGGCUAAAUAUCGCAAUGUUCUCAAUAACCAGAAUCUACAGCCUCCCAUUAUUCCUCUUUUCCCUGUCAUCAAGAAGGACCUUACAUUUCUCCACGAAGGGAAUGAUUCCAAGGUGGAAGGUUUGAUAAAUUUUGAAAAGCUCCGAAUGAUUGCUAAAGAAAUCCGUCAUGUUGGCCGCAUGGCAUCGGUUAAUAUGGAUCCUGCUGUUAUGUUCAGGACAAGGAAGAAGAAAUGGAGAAGUCUUGGGUCACUUAGCCAGGGCAGUACAAAUGCUGCUGUGCUGGAUGUGGUGCAAACAGGGGGGCAUAAGAAACGGGUCCGCCGCAGCUCAUUUCUCAAUGCGAAGAAACUCUAUGAAGAUGCACAGAUGGCUCGGAAAGUAAAACAAUAUCUGGCUAACCUCAAUUUGGACAUGGAUGAAGAAAGCCUGCAGGCCUUAUCACUGCAGUGCGAGCCAUCCACUAAUACACUACCCAAGAGCAUAGGAGACAAGAAAGCAGGGAAACCAUCAGACACAUCGCCAGUUGCUCCAAGAUCAGGAGCACAACAUCUGAAACAGCAGCAGCAGAAAGCAAACCAGGCCCUUCAGGUCCCAGUCCAAGCUGUAACCAUGUAUCAAUCACGGAAGAAAGUACCAAUUAAGGAUCUCCCACCAUUUGGUACUCAUUCUCCUCAAGCCUUGAAGAAAAUUCUGUCCUUGUCUGAAGAGGCAAAUUUGGAUCGAAAUAAAAAGCAAUCAGAAGAUACAAUAUCAAACACAUCUUCCCAGCUGUCAUCUCCCCCUACAUCUCCUCAGACCUCUCCAAGGAAAGGUUGCAGUAAGCCGAGAUCUCAUGGCUCCAGACAGUCGGACCUAACAGGCUCUUCAUCCUCUCUUGGAAGUGAAAACAGUAACAAGAAUAACAAUGCACCACGGAUCUAUGGGAUAGGUUUUGCUUUAGCACCGAGUGCCACUGCAGAUAAUUUCUCGGACUCUGGGCACAGUGAAAUUUCCUCCCGCUCCAGCAUUGUCAGCAAUUCUUCCUUUGACUCUGUGUCUGUCAUGCUGCACGAUGACAGACGGCAGCGGCUUUCUGUCGGUGUUGUGGAUUCAAAUCUAGGCAUAGAGAGAAGAUUGGAGAAGCGAUCAACGAUAGACUCGGAUCAAUACUGUGUCAGUCCCUUUGCACCAACAAGCACAGAGAGCAGAGGAACCCUGUAUGCAGGGCCAGCAGUACUCUCUUCGCCCAGUAUGGAGGAAUUAACCCAGGACCAAGGGGACCGGGCUUCUCUUGAUGCAGCAGAUAGUGGUCGAGGAAGUUGGACUUCAUGUUCCAGUGGUUCUCAUGACAACAUUCAAACAAUUCAGCAUCAGAAAAGCUGGGAGUCACUCAGUAGUUUUGGGAAUCUUAUUUAUGAAAGCUCUGCUGAAGGAACAGGACUACCAUCUUCAUGGGCUACAGGCAGCCAGAUGGACCAAACUAUAUUUUCAGAACAUGGCACAAAAUACAGUACACAUAGUCAGCUUAAAGAUGAUCCCGCUCAGUGCAGAAGUAGCUGGGCAUCAUCAACAGGUUAUUGGGCAGAGGACUCUGAAGGUGACACAGGAACUAUAAAACGGAGAGGUGGUAAAGAUGUGUCAGUUGAUUCUGAAGGAAGUGGUGCAACGUUAACAGCAGAAGACUCCAAGCAGAAUGCUAGGCCUUCUCACAUAGCAGUAUCUUCCUCAACAGCAAAAGGUCUCAUUGUGUAUUGUGUUACUGCAGCACGAAAAGAGGGCAGAUAUCGAGAGCCACCUCCAACGCCUCCUGGGUAUGUUGGAAUUCCCAUUGCAGAUUUCCAGGAAGGCCAUCGACAUCCAGGCAUGAAGCCUCCGGACUAUAAUGUGGCACUACAAAGGUCACGGUUGGUGGGAAGACCAAGUGAUUCCCUUGGACCCUCAACUGUUCAAAGUGCAGCUCCACAUUCGAUCAGUCACUCGCAGGUCAGGCCUCUUAGCCGACCUCAGUGGCACAAGCCAAAUGAAUCUGACCCCAGACUAGCUCACCUGCAGUCUCAGGGUUUCCCAUCUGAAGAUGAAGAUGCAGAAGAUGAGCAAGUUUCUGCAGUCUGACCAGAGCGCACUUCCCACUUUUUUUGUUGCUUCACGAUGCUGCAAGCUACAUUUCGGACAGCACAACAGAUCAUCCAGAUGUAGGAGCCUUGAAACUCUUGAAUGAAAUUCCUGAUGCCACUUGCCUCCUUCCCUGCCUUAAAGCAGCAUGGGGCUUUUACCCCCCGCAUGUGGAAUACUGUGAAGAAAAUGUCCUGGCACUUUGGAACUGUGUCGCUUUAAAUGCACAGAGCUGAUUCUACAGACGACAACUGUUACAAUCCAUCAUGGACUACGCUCAAAAUUCAAGUUUGCCGUGUUCACCAUGAACUGCUUUUGGUGCAUUCUUUAAAUCAACCUAGAAUCUUUUAAAUCCCCGUGCUAGACUUUUCAUCAUUCUGGCAUACAACCAAUUAAAAGCAAAAAAAGUGAAGUCGUUUUUUCUAUUAAAAAAAACGCCAAAUCAUGUCAAUUCACUUAAUUAUGGAACAUGUUAUAUUGUACACCAUACCUAUAGGCACCAGGCUCUCAGUGAUUUUUCACCUUGCAUUGAUUUUUUGUUGGGUUAAAUACUGCUUUAGAGAGCAACAACUGUUACAUCUCCUUAAUUACAGUAUUAUUUUACACAUAACUUAUAUUUUUUGAUUUUAGAUUUAUAAAUUAGUAUUUUAAAUAAUCAAACUGGAUGACAUUGCAGUGGAUGGCAGCUCUGGAUCCCAGACUUUCGCUGGCUACUUCCCUUUGUUGAAAGUUAUGUCCUCUUACUUGACAAAGGGCCACCAAGGCUUCAAAAGAUAGAGCCUUAUUUUUUUUAUUACUUUAUUACAUGUUCCAGCCUUUGUAAUCUGCAGUAGGUACAAAGACAUUAACUGUUAACUAUUUCGUGCUACUAGGAAUAUCACUGCAUGUCUGUAAUGAAGGCUGAAACAUUCAAAGCAAACCGCACUCUGCUGCUACUUACACUUUCAGAUUACUAAAUUGGCAAUAGCAUUUCCAUUGCCAUUCAGCAGACUCCCAAUAGUGAAGGCUGCCUAUCUGAGUAGUCCUCAAAUGUGAGGAACUGCUCUUCUUGAUUAUUAUUUUUAAUUUGUUUCCAAUUGAGCUCAGCUGAUCAUAUUGAUCAGUAAAUAAACUUAGUUUCAACUGAAAAUUGCAGUGUAUUCACUGUAUUUAAAAACAUCAGUGCUUUAUUUAACUAUAUCGUAAAUAAUCAUUGUUCAUCCCCUCCUUUAUAUUUGCAGAUAUUUCAUGUUGUCUGUCAGUUAUGCAUUAGUAAUUUAACUGUAUUAUGCAUAAUUUGCCAGUUUCAGUAUACAGUAAAUGACAUUGUGUGCAUAUAGGCAGGCAAAAAAAAUCAGUUAUAUUGAAGAGUUGCACAAAUGAUAUAAGCCUAACUGUAAUCGUAGAACAUAGAACUGCUAAUCUCAUUUCAGCAAAUCUGUGAUGUUAUGUGCAAAAUGUAUGAUUAACUGGUGAUUUCCUCAUACUUUUGAUACUACUUGUACCUGUAUGUCUUUUAGAAAGACAAUUGGUGGAGUCUGUAUCCCUUUUGUAUUUUUAAUACAAUAAUUGUACAUAAUGGUUAUAUUUUUGUUGAAAAUGGUAGAAAUGUACUAUGUUUAUGCCUCUACAUCCAGUUUAUACAGAGCUGGAAAUAAAUAUAACUGAGAA